GAGGAUGGGAAGAAUUAAUCUAAUGCGGGGGAGGCGGAGGGACAAUGUCCACUCAGCCUUUUCAUUACCCGGCGGGAAGAUGGAUGGGUUUCGGGGACGGUUGUCCAGGCGCUCCGGCUCGCUGUAGGGAUACGUCAGAGCGCUCGGGUCCACGGUGGAGGAGCCCCGGGGCCCCCCCGCCCGGCUCGCGUAUAAAGUCGGGGCCUGGCGGAGGCUGCAGCAGUGGCGCGGCCGGCGGCGGCGGAGCUCCUGCGGGUCCCGGUCCUGCGGUCGCUCCUCCGCGGGGAGAGCGCACUCUCCACUCAGCUCGCGGCGCGCUCCCAGGACUUCCCGCCCGGACCAUGCGCGAGCUGCCGCUCGUCCUGCUGGUGCUGGUCGUGUGCCAGGCACCCCGGGGAUCGGCCGCCCCGGUGCCGGCUGCCGGAGAGACUGUGCUGGCCAAGAUGUACCCGCGAGGCAACCACUGGGCGGUGGGGCACUUGAUGGGGAAGAAGAGCACAGCGGAGUCGGCCGCAUAUGUUGACGAGGGAGGGAGCCCGAGGCACCGGCUGCGGGAGUACAUUCUGUGGGAAGAGGCUGCAAGGAAUUUGCUAAGCCUCGUGGAAGGAAAGGGGACCAGAAGCCACCAGUCACCUCAGGGGGCACCCCUGGCUAUUCUCCAGUCUACUUGGGAUUCCGAGGAUAGCAGCAACUGGAGAGAUGUAAGUUCAAGACCCAAAGGCUCUCAACGUGAAGGAAGGAAACCCCAGCGGAACGACAAUGACAACGGCAGCCUCUCUCAACGAAGCAAAACGAACCCCUUAAGAGACUUUGUUCCAUGGGCAACGAUUCCCCUGGAUCGGCCACAGGAUUUCCUUUGUGCGAAGUACUUCACCAUUCCUGUGUCUUUCAACCUUGACUAAACCCGUGGUUUUCCAGCAGCAUCUUUGGGUUUACGUUUGUUUGCUGUGAAUAAUUUGUCCAUAAAGAGUCUUCUAGUUAAUGUUCUCUGCGUCUAGGCUAUGUGUCCAUUAUCUUCCAGUCUCCUGACCUGUUACCAUUCCCAAUAAAUGCUUAAACACACUGCCCAAAGGGCAGGUGGUCCUCUUAUUUCAAUUUCAGAUGACAGGACAGCGUGGCAGAGAGUAAUAAAAAAACUUGAUAAUGAA
Phyllostomus discolor (pale spear-nosed bat) is the source of this 1148-nucleotide messenger RNA. RefSeq names its product gastrin releasing peptide (gene GRP). The record is from RefSeq and is a predicted model, not a curated record. Gene Ontology annotation, biological process: neuropeptide signaling pathway. Lineage: Eukaryota; Metazoa; Chordata; Mammalia; Chiroptera; Phyllostomidae. Gene Ontology annotation, molecular function: neuropeptide hormone activity.